AUGUUAGUUGCUGAUUUAUGGUUAUUCCUUGGUGUAUGCAUUCUUGUACUGUUAGUCACAGUACUUUUUAUUUUUAUGAAUACUACCAGGGAAGAGAUUGAAAGAAUGCUUUCAGAGGAUAAUACAGUAGGUGUUAAAGAAGUACUAAAUAAACCAGAUACACCUGCUGUUAUACGAGAUAUGUAUACAGUUCUAUUAGAUACAACUAAAACAGAAUUAGAUAUACUAAGUGUACUUAAUAUACAUAAUAAUACGCACAUUUCGUAUUUAAUAUACGGUGAUUAUCUGCUCAGGAAUAACAAAGUGAAUGAAUCCAUAGAUAAGUAUACUACAGCAGUAAAACUAAGCACAGAUCCAUCAGAUACAGAAUCAAUCCUAAAAGUAAUAAUAUUUGCAUACUUACAGAUAAAAGACUUACCCAAUGCAUUUUAUACGGGCUGGUCACUUAUUGAGAUGAGUAACACCGGGUAUAACUUAAGACUGCUUUAUUUUAUAUCACAAGCAAUAAUAACCCAGAAAGGGUUCUUAAACCACCCAAUCCUACAAGAAUCAUUAAAAACAAAGAAAUUAAUCGGUGAUAACCUAAUACUACCAAAGGAUAAUGAAGUAGAAAUACUCAAAUCAAAUGACAUAGAAAUAAUCAGUGCACCAGGGACACGUACAUUCUUAAAUAAGCAUAAUAUAAAUAUAUCAAGAGAUGUUGAAGUAGGUAUCAUAACAGACACUCUCCCAUACUUUAACUUAAUACAUGAGCAUGGGUUUAAUACGUUCAUUAAAGAGUAUCAUAAUACCAUACCAAAUGAGUAUAAAACACAGUCAGGAUUAGAAGUAGAUGUAUUAUCAUACCUUAUUAAAUCAGAAGAUAUCCUUAUGUUAUAUAAGGUAUCUAAUUACUUCUACACGGAGUGUAAUUAUUUCUGUUCACUUGUCUUAUUCAGGUGUGUAAUAGAAUUAUUCAGUAGGAUAGAUACUUAUAGGAGUAAAUUCAUGCAAUUAUCUAGUGUUAUAGGUAGUAAUGCAUUUACAGAUAUAUUUAUGAUAUCUCCUGUUGAUUAUGAUAAGUAUAUACAGUCAGUUAAGAAAUUAAACCUGUCCAUAUUUAUAGUCAGUAAAGGUAACUCAAAGGAUCACCCACUUGAUAAAGUACUAUCAGAGCAUUUCUCAGAUAAAGUAUCUCUUAUUCCGUAUACUAUACCAGAUGUAUAUAAAUAUGAUUAAUGUAUGGCAUAAUCAGAGUAUAUGUAAUAGGGUAGUAUACAGGAGUAGCAGGAGUAUGGGUCAUGUACAGUAUUAGUCUAUUAGUAUAACAGAAGUAUUAGUGUAGUAGUAUACAGGAGUAGCAGGAGUAUGGGUCAUGUACAGUAUUAGUCUAUUAGUAUAACAGAAGUAUUAGUGUAGUAGUAUACAGGAGUAUAUAUAGUAUACAUUAAUAGGAGUAUAUUAUAUAUGUAUUAGUCUAUUAGUAUACAGUAAUAAGAAUAAUAUACAUGAGUAUACUGCACUGUAUUAGUCUAUUAAUCAUCUGUUAGUCUAUUAGUCUAUUAAUAUACUGCACUGUAUUAGUCUAUUAGUAUACUGCACUGUAUUAGUCUAUUAGUAUACUGUAUUAGUCU
Messenger RNA from Nematocida parisii ERTm1, 1613 nucleotides. RefSeq lists its product as uncharacterized. The transcript has a single exon. The record is from RefSeq and is a predicted model, not a curated record. The coding region runs from base 1 to 1218 and encodes 405 amino acids. Lineage: Eukaryota; Fungi; Microsporidia.